Molecule: messenger RNA, 369 nt
Organism: Caenorhabditis briggsae
Lineage: Eukaryota; Metazoa; Nematoda; Chromadorea; Rhabditida; Rhabditidae
Exons: 2
Coding region: 1-369 (122 amino acids)
Source: RefSeq, a predicted model, not a curated record
AUGUCACUGACCACAAGUCGAUCCGCUCAGUUCGACCCUCUGCCCAAUUCAAACCGAAAUCGUGGUGUUCCCAACAACUCGUCAACUCAUUCUUUAGCUACUCUGAACAAUAACCAUACUUCUCAUCACCCAUUACCACCUCCAUCGCUUGAACCACUCCGUGAAACUACCCCAUUGACCAACGGUGGUGGAAAGUACAAAAAAGUUACUGUACCUGUUCCUGACCCUACAAGACGACUACGCCAAUCUAUUCCACCUACCUAUUCAUCGUUUCCGUUCACCACACUCGCCUAUGAUACUUUUGAAUGGUGUUGGGGGACACGAGAAGCUUCAAGACGUGACAACAGUUGCUCUAAGUGCUUAAUCUAG